AUGAUCCGCAAUCGUGUGCACAAACAGGCGAUGACGCAACAGCAAAAACUGCGGAGUAGCGGAUUAGCCGUCGCUGUGGAUGGCACAGAGGAAAAUCAAGUGUGUUCUGUGGCUAAGUUCGAAUCGCUAAAGGCUGAUGCAUCCACAUGUUUCGUCGAAUUCGGUAAGCAUUCUUUCCAUUUUGCUGAUGCUAGAUCUUAUCCGAACGAUGCCAUCAGCAAAGUCACGAUGUACUUCACUUUCCUACUUGUCGCAUAUAUAAGUGGGAUUUUACCCGAUUCUACAGAGAAAACGAAAAAUGGAGUGGCAGGUAAAACGCACGUAAUUAACGUCACUAAGACCAACGAUACCAUAGUAGGAGAAGAUAGUUUCGAUAACCGCUUGCAGCACCAGGAGCAAAGAAGAAACUCUUCAGCAUUGUGGUUACAAGGAGUGAAUUUUUACUUCAACAGCAGAUUCACUAAGAGACUGCGGGACUUGUUUGUAACGGCAGCUAAUGCUUGGAUGAAGGACACCUGCAUUUAUUUCACAAAUACAAGGAAUGCUAAAGAUAGAAUCUACGUGGUAGAAACAGAACACGGUUGCUCGUCUACCGUAGGGAGAAGAGGAGGAACCCAAUUCAUAACUAUUGAUCGAAACUGUGCUCACCUUGGUGGCUUUGCUCACGAAAUUGGACAUGCGUUAGGAUUCGAACAUACUCAUCGUAGACAUGACCGCGACGAUUACAUCGCUGUAAACUGGAUUAACGUUGGGAAGCAGUUCGAGGACCGAUAUCCAGAUUUGGCACGUAGUAGCUUCAAGAACAACUACAUCAAGACGUAUCAGAAACAGUUCGAAAAGUUGCCCGCGAGUGAAAGCGUUGACUAUGGAUUCCCUUAUGACUACGGAAGUAUCAUGCACUACCCCUCUCCAAGCGAUAAUCCAAUAAUGAUUCCUAAGGACAUCAAUUAUCGGAGAACUAUGGGCUCGCCAUUCAUAUCGUUCACGGAUCUAUCAGCGAUAAAUGAGCUGUACAACUGUAAAGAUAGGUGCAAAUUCGUAGAGUCAGCAGUAUGCAUGAGAGGAGGGUUUCCCCAUCCACGAAAUUGUAGCAGAUGUUUAUGUCCUAGCGGUUACGGUGGACGUUUUUGCGAUGAGAGGCCUGACAAAUGUGGUAGCGAACUGGAAGCCUCCAGUGACUGGAAAGAAUUUGCCUAUAAAACAAACAAACAAAAAAGAGACUUGAAAAACGGGUACCACGUGUGCACAUAUUGGAUUACGGCACCUAAAGACGCAAUGAUCGAGAUAAGCAUCGCCAACAUCGAUGGAUCGACGUCAGAAGGGUGCAUUAAAGCGGGCGUAGAAAUUAAGACAAAUGAAGACCAGACCCUUACUGGUUACAGAUUUUGCGACAGAGAAGACAGGAGGACAAAUCUUACAUCAUACACGAAUAUUGUCCCUAUAAUCUACUACGACUCUGAGUCUCAAUAUGCAUUUAUCUCUACAUCUCUGAAAUAUCGCUACGUUAAACCAAUGCCAGCGACAUUAUUGGAAAGGUUUAAAAUUUGGAUUAAAAACAUUUUCAAGCGUAAAAAGCAAUAA
This is a messenger RNA of Necator americanus (New World hookworm), 1581 nucleotides long. RefSeq lists its product as uncharacterized. The record is from RefSeq and is a predicted model, not a curated record. Bases 1 to 1581 code for a protein of 526 amino acids. Gene Ontology annotation, molecular function: zinc ion binding; metalloendopeptidase activity. Lineage: Eukaryota; Metazoa; Nematoda; Chromadorea; Rhabditida; Ancylostomatidae. The transcript is spliced from 14 exons. Gene Ontology annotation, biological process: proteolysis; molting cycle, collagen and cuticulin-based cuticle.